Molecule: messenger RNA, 3194 nt
Organism: Homalodisca vitripennis (glassy-winged sharpshooter)
Lineage: Eukaryota; Metazoa; Arthropoda; Insecta; Hemiptera; Cicadellidae
Product: venom serine carboxypeptidase-like
Exons: 1
Coding region: 55-1443 (462 amino acids)
Biological process (GO): proteolysis
Molecular function (GO): serine-type carboxypeptidase activity
Source: RefSeq, a predicted model, not a curated record
GAAUAAAUAUUACUUGAACGGAUUCAAACCAACAGUGUGAAGAGUUACAGCAAGAUGAAACGUGGUAUUUUAGUGUUGUCUCUGUUGUUUGUGACUUUCGUCAGUGUCGAGUGUUUCUUCAGACCACAAGUUCGUAAAUUUCCCAUUCCGGAGGGAGACAAUCCUGGUAAACCUCUUUUCUUGACACCACUCAUCGACGCAGGAAAGAUCAAGAAGGCCCAACAUUUAUCCAAGGUCAGGCCUAACAUCGGAAAUACCACCAGCUACUCAGGAUUUUUAACGACUAACAAGAAAUGUGGUAACAAUCUGUUCUUCUGGUACUUCCCGGCACAGGAAGACCCUGAUACUGCUCCUCUGGUAUUGUGGCUGCAGGGGGGCCCAGGCGCUUCAUCCCUGUACGGACUCUUCGAGGAGAACGGACCGUUCAACUCUUUCCCCGACGGUUUGCAGACAAGAAACUACUCAUGGAACGUGAAGAACAAUCUUUUGUUCAUAGAUCAGCCAGUAGGUACCGGUUUCAGUUUUACUAAAAACGGUUGCUACGCUAAAGACCAAACUGAUGUAGGAAACGAUUUGUACGCAGCUCUUGUUCAAUUUAUGAAGCUGUUUCCUAAAUUGCAGAAGAAUAAUUUCUUUAUAACUGGAGAAUCCUUUGGAGGUCAUUAUGUCCCGGCCAUCGGUUACGCCAUCUACAAAAACAACCCGAAAGCCAAACUCAAGAUCAAGCUGGCCGGUAUGAUGAUCGGUGAUGGGUGGACGGAUCCUCGUGAACAAAUAGUGUACGGAGAUUAUCUUUAUCAGACUGGACUCAUAGAUUACAAUGAACUUCAAGAUUUCUAUUACUACCAGGAGCAAUUCGUCCAACAAGUGGACCAUGAAGACUGGUCCGGUGCUUUUGACACUUGGGAUACGAUCAUCACUCUCUACAUGAAAUAUGCCGGUACAAGUGUGUACAACUGGCUCCCACAGCCGGCGGACAAUAGCAACUGGGACCAGUUUGUCCAGGAUACCUCCACCAGGAAAGCGAUCCACGUGGGGAAUCUCGACUUUAGCGAGGAAUCGGACACGGUCUACCAGUAUUUGCAGAACAACAUCCCGCAGUCCGUGAAGCCCUGGGUGGAAGAACUCCUGGAGAAUUACCCGAUAGUCUUCUACGUCGGCCAGGUUGACGUCAUCUGCGGUUAUCCGAUGGUCAUCAACUUCUUGCGAUCCCUCAAGUGGAGUGGUCAGCAGCAGUACCUGAACGCUACCAGACAGCAAUGGCAGGUGGAUGGGAACUUAGCAGGCUAUAUCACUGGAGAAAAAAACCUGUUCGAUGUUCUGGUCAGAGACGCUGGACAUAUGGUCCCGGCGGAUCAGCCCGCAUGGGCAUUUGAGCUGGUCAACUCCUUCACCACGGGACAUGGAGCGUUUGCCAGUCUGAAGAAACGUGAUGGUUUGUAACGCGACAGAAACUAUGUAAUACUUUGUAAAAGUGUAUUUUCCAAAUAUAAUCUUUGUAAAUGAUUUGUUAUAUUGCUACAUUACUUUGUACAGACAAUACAAUGCACUUAAUUCUCCUACUGACACACAUACCAGGUUUCAAAGAAUGCCCUUCGAUAUUUUUUAAACGUUAAUGCAUUACAAUGAAAUAAUACAUCUAAAUUGAUAUCUAGAUAUACAAAUAAUUUAUUGAAGUGACAAUGCUAGUGUGGAACUUUUUAAGUGAUACAUUUUGAAGUUUUAACAUUGGGAAAGCAUCAUGUGUGUGUGUGUGUGUGUGUGUGUGUGUGUGUGUGUGUGUGUGUGUGUGUGUGUGUGUGUGUGUGUGUGUGUGUGUGUGUGUGUUCACAGUUCACAGUUCAAAAAUCUUUAUUUUUACAAUAUAUUGUAGCAUAUACAUAUUGUCAAGUGCAGUAUGCACGUGUGACAAAUCUUACACAUAUCACAUACAAUUUUUAUAUAAUUUGGUUGACUGCACAUUAAAUUAACAAACUAAAUCCUGCUACUACCAUUAUUAUACAAUGUUUAUAUGGUAUAUAACUUAUACUAUAUUAAACUAAAGAAAUGCCAACAACAGACUCCCAGCUCAUACCAGAUCCAAUUUUCACAUAUGACAACCACAACAACAAGUCUACAUAUUCACACAUACAUUCAUAAGCCAAUAAUAAGUACAUAUUAAACUAUUAAUACAAAUAACAACAAUAUACAUCUAUAUAUUAUAAUAACAACAAUAAAUAAACAAGUCAAACAAAAUAACUAUUUAUAUGAAUUACAAUAAAUAAACAGAUCACAUUAUAAAAUCUCUAUUAUAAUAACAAAAUAAAUAACAUUUAAAUAGAUAUAUAACAAAUAACGAACUGUAACAAAUACUAUAACAAAUUUUAGUCAUUAUAAAUCAACAGAAAAUACACCAAUAUCGUGAAAUAUAAAAACAAUUCAAGAAUUAUUCAUUGAAAGAAGGGUUAUAGACUUGGACAGAUUCACGUAAUAUUGUUAUGAACAUAUUCUUUGACUUUCAUUUAGAAUUUGGGCUUACCUUGAAAAAAAAAAAGAUCAUUACCACAUUCCUUCAAAAAUUUAUUAUAAAUUUUAAUACCGUUAUAACAAAAUUGGUGCCUGGAGAUUUCUUUCGUAAAAUUAGGAACAAUUAAUGAUAUUUGACUAGAUGAUCUAAGAUUUAGUAUACUUUGCUUAACACUGUAAUUAAAGAUAUAUUGUUGAAUGUAAUUUAAAAUACAUGACACAUACAAUUGGUUAAUGCUCGGUAUACGUUGUUCUUUAAACAAAUGUGAGACAGGUUCAAUUUUUUUUAUAUUGUUAAUGUUUCUAACUGCAAAUCUCUGAUUAGUUAUAAUUGGUUUUAGGAUACUCUGAUAUGUUCCUCCGUAGUGUAAAAUACCAAACCGAGUGGUGCCUUAAACCCAGGAAGUAUAUAACUGCUUCAAAUGUUCAUUUUGUAUAUAAUCUCUUAAAAAAUACAAAAUAUAAUUAAUUUUUCGUAAUUUUCCUGCUAAAUAAUUUAUAUAGUUAUCCCAUUUUAAGUUCCUGUCAAUUAUUAAUCCUAAAUACUUUACAUAAUAUACAAUUUCUAUUUCCUUGCAAGAACACUUGAUAGACAUUGAUGUGUGUGGCAAUAAAUUUUGUAACUGAUUUGAAGUUCUUUACUUUCUUUAUUCCGAUCAAAAAAUAAAACACAUUUUGAUUUAGCUGUA